AUGCGUUGCGUUGGUCAGUGCCACCUCUCAAACAGAUUCUGUUCCGUCUUUAAGCUGAUUGGAGACCUCGAGGUGGGGCUUCAAACUCACGCCGAACUCGAAGGCGGGUGUGCCGUGAGCCGAACCAUCACCAACAUUUUGGAGGAGAAUGUCGUUCAACCUUUAUUGGUGUCUACCAGCGCUAUCAACCUCGCUGCGGAGACCGUCAAGAUGAUCAUGAAGAUUGAUGACAUUGUUGCUGUACGAUAA
Messenger RNA from Fimicolochytrium jonesii, 249 nucleotides. RefSeq lists its product as uncharacterized. The transcript is spliced from 2 exons. Lineage: Eukaryota; Fungi; Chytridiomycota; Chytridiomycetes; Spizellomycetales; Powellomycetaceae. The coding region runs from base 1 to 249 and encodes 82 amino acids. The record is from RefSeq and is a predicted model, not a curated record.